UGACAUCAUACAGAAAAUAUACUGCUUUGACAGAAAAAAAAGAUUAAAGAAAAUUUUUGUGUGAAAUAUUAUGGAUAUAUUAAACAAUAUAAGAAGUACUUUCGAAAAUGUGAAAACUUCACUCAAAGACAAAAACUCUUCUAGUCGACUUCAAGUUUUAAAGAAAGAUAUUGUAACCCUACAAUCAGAACUCCUCGUGCUGGGAAAGGAAAAUCAUGACCAAUUUAUCAGGUCCCAGGCGAUGGAGGGAUACCUUACAUUACUGGCAGCUAAAUCAAUGCCCUUAUCACUCAAUGAGAAAAAAAAUAGUCUGAUGGUUGCUUUUGAUAAACUAAAGGAGUAUGCUUUACGUGAAGAAUGCCUGUUCAUUUUUCUUAGAAUUCAGAACUUACUCUGUUUUUAUCUCAUACAACUAGACGAAAUUAAUGUUGCGAAAGAUAUCCUCGAAGGAAUGGAAGAAAUUUACGAUAAAAUUAGCAAAUCAAAACCGGAUAUGUACUUCGACGCGGAAGACUUAUUUACGACUGAACCAAUCAACAAAUUAAAACGACUCAACCCAGAAAAAAUUGAUAAAUUAAUAACUAAUAAUGUUCAGAUGUUAGCAUUUUUGUAUAACAAAUUAAACAUGCCAGAAAAGUACACUUUAUAUAAUCAUACCGCUCUCAGGCGACAAUUAGAAAUGAAAGAAGGUACCCCACAAGACUGGGCUCUACGAACAGCACGGCUAGGUAAUUACUUUACUUACCUCAACCAACUUAAUAAUGCUCGACAUCAUUUAUGUGCAGCCAAUCAUAUUCUACGGACUUGCCACGAUAAUUGUAAGCUAAUGCCCGAAGAAUUUGUGCUGCAAAAAGCGGAUUUUGAAAUACAAUUCUUAGAAUUGAGUCACCAUUGGGUUAAAUAUGGCCUUACGCUUUUCAAAUUAUCAAGAAAAAAGAUAUUGAAUCGUUUCUUUUCACAAUCGUCUAACGGAGCAGACUCUUGGAAAACUCUAGACGUGCUAAGCGACAAUAGCGAAAAUAAUCCUGAGAAAAACGAAGAAAAUACUAAAGAUAUAGGAGCAGAAAAACAUGAACAAGGGGAUGGAAUAUCUGAAAAAGUUUAUACUUUCCCCACGUUAGAUUUACAAGACAUCGAAAAAAGAGUUCCGUUGGAUAUCAUUCGUAACACUUUAGAAGCGCGUAAGCUAUUUUCUUUCACUCAUAAAUGGCUGAUGCGUGCCAAGCACUACUAUGAUUUUGAGCAUCAUUCAGCCCAAUACAUAUCUUGUUCACUACAACUUUCUGAAUUAUACGAGCAUCUUGCAUUUUUCGAAAAGAAUAUCGACAAUCAAUACAGCAUACAGAAAAGAAGAGCAGAUGUUUUAGAAACUCUUAACUCUUUACUGAAAACGUGCGACAACGUUAUGUCCAUACAAAUUGACGUAAUAAAGGAAUUAUCUCAAAUUCAAUUAGAGUUGAUGGCGUUGAAUUUGCAAAAGUUAUGGCGUGAAGAAUCGCAAGUUAAUAUAUUUAACUUGGAUAGUGAUGCAGAUUCUAUCAUAAACUCCCUGGAUUCUGAAUCGAAUAAAACUUUAACUGAGAGGACAUUGAACACAAAUUCCAAAAACAUGUUCCUAAAAAAGAUGGAGGCAGCUACGUCUCUCAAUGCAAAGUUAUAUAGAUUAAGCGGGCAAUUAGGUCCCAGCUCUCCUUCAGAACUAAGCUUUACUUGCAGUUUGCCUAAUAAAAAUUAACAUCCACAGGAUCAAGAUAUUAUAUGAUAUAAUUUGA
Messenger RNA from Vanessa atalanta (red admiral), 1772 nucleotides. It is a transcript of the gene L130, whose product is annotated as KIF-binding protein-like. Bases 71 to 1735 code for a protein of 554 amino acids. The record is from RefSeq and is a predicted model, not a curated record. NCBI's taxonomy places the organism in Eukaryota, Metazoa, Arthropoda, Insecta, Lepidoptera, Nymphalidae. The transcript has a single exon.